This is a messenger RNA of Pollicipes pollicipes, 2237 nucleotides long. RefSeq names its product PR domain zinc finger protein 1. NCBI's taxonomy places the organism in Eukaryota, Metazoa, Arthropoda, Thecostraca, Pollicipedomorpha, Pollicipedidae. Gene Ontology annotation, molecular function: RNA polymerase II cis-regulatory region sequence-specific DNA binding; DNA-binding transcription repressor activity, RNA polymerase II-specific; protein binding. Bases 297 to 1982 code for a protein of 561 amino acids. The transcript has 11 exons. Gene Ontology annotation, biological process: regulation of transcription by RNA polymerase II; cell fate commitment. The record is from RefSeq and is a predicted model, not a curated record. Gene Ontology annotation, cellular component: nucleus; cytoplasm.
AAAGCUGGGGUAUCACUGGCUGAGGAGCAGCUAUGAUAGAUAACCUCCAGCGGACAAGUGAUCGAAAUAUACAUCCUGCAGCAGUGACGAGAGGACCGACGGUCGCUUUCGACUGAGUAGGUCUUCAACCUGAACGCGACAACAUCCCAGCCGAGCUCAUCAGGCUCCACCGAGAAAAUUUGUGUCGCUUCGUCCUGAAGGUGACAACCCGAACCGCCGUCUGCAACGGGAUCAACGGAGACGGCGUACAGCUAGUGAACGAAUGGACUGAGCCGACGGAGCGCGCCGGUUAAAGGAUGCCGCCGCCUGACGGCGAGACCGUCGACACUACGGUUGACAGCCUGCGGGAGCACGAGAUUGACCGGUGCGCCGUGCUUGUGGUGCGCGACUCGCCGACCGGCCAGCACGCCAGGGACCGCGCCGCCGCCUCGCUGCCCACAAACCUCACAUUCCGAGAGGGGGAGUCAGGGGUAGGCGCCAAGAUCAAACUGCCUAAGGGCACGCGGUUCGGACCUCUGGUGGGGGAGGUGCUGCAGGUCUACCAAGUGCUGCCCGAUGCCGAGAAAAAACACUUCUGGAGGGUGUAUGACGCCGACGGCCAGUACCACGUGAUCAACGCCGCCGACCCGCGACGCUCUAAUUGGAUGCGCUUUGUCAACCCUGCCUUCUCGGCCGACGCUCAGAACCUAGUCGCCUGCCAGCACGAGGGAAGCAUUUACUUUUACACUACCAGGGACGUCAAUCCGGGAGAAGAGCUUACCGUCUGGUAUUGCCAGGACUUCGCCAAGCGAGUGAAGUACCCAAUGUCUGGUUCUCUUCUGCUGACAGAAACCCAGGACCGCGCUAGAAAGAACCGCCUGGCCGCGCCGGGGGUGUUGAAGCCAAAGCAAGAGCCGGAGUCGUGCGUGACAGCACAGCAUGAGUCGGAGGUGACCGUGAAGCCAGAGCUGAAGCCGAUGACGUCGGCCGCGCAGGUGGCCACGCCCGGCUCUCCGGGACGCUCAGACGAAGGCUACCAGAGUCACGACUGCCAGACGGACUCGCCGCCACAAGCUGCCAGCAGCGACGAAGAGGGCGACAACUACGUGCUGGACUUUAGCCGGCCGGCAAAACGGCAGCACGCCGACGUCUCACGCAACGAGUUCCGCAAGGUCAAGAUCAAGAUGUCCAAGGCGUACCACAUCAAGUCGGAGAACGCGGUCGAGCGGCGGCGGAGUAGGUCGUGCCUAGCCGAGCGGCCGCCACCUGCCCUGCACUUGCUGCGCGUGCCGCUGCCGCGCUGCUGCGACCUCGAGUGGGCUGCGCCCGACGCCACCAGCAGCCUCCUCGAGAGCAUUCUGCUGCGCCGGCAUGGCGAAGCCGAGCAACGGCUGGUGACAGGCCCCUGGAACAGGGACGCGGCGUGGCCCCGCGACAGCCGCACCCUGCCUUUCCCGUUGCGGAAGAAGGACGGCAAGAUGCACUACCAGUGCAACCAGUGUCUGAAGACCUUCGGCCAGCUGAGCAACCUCAAGGUGCACAUGCGCACGCACAGCGGUGAGCGGCCCUUCAACUGUACCGUCUGUGGCAAACGUUUCACCCAGCUGGCCCACCUGCAGAAACACAACCUGGUCCACACCGGCGAGCGGCCCCACGCCUGCCACCUCUGUGCCAGGCGCUUCAGCUCUACUUCCAACCUGAAGACGCACAUGCGGCUGCACUCGGGCCAGAAGCCGUACGCCUGCGAGAUGUGCCCGUCGCGCUUCACGCAGCACGUGCACCUGAAGCUGCACCGCUGGCUGCACACCAACGAGCGGCCUUUCUCCUGCUACUCCUGCAACAAGCACUACAUCAGCACGUCUGGCCUGCGCAGCCACUGGAAGACGACGCCGUGUGGCCAGGUGGCGCAGCCGGACCUGCUGCCGCCGGUCUGGCUUCUGCAUGGUCCCAGCCCAGCUCGGGUCGACCCGGCGCCGCCGGAGGCGCCGCGCGAUGUCCACUAGCCGGCUGGAGCCGACCCUGCGUCUCCUCCGCGACGGCCCCGGUCUGGCGGCUGCGGCUCCCACCUGUCAAGAGCGAUGCCGUCCACCUUCGGCCGCGCGGCCCUCUGGGCGCGGCUUGGUUGCCGUGAGCGGUUUAGACGCCUUCAGCUGGUGCAUACGUCUUCUCUGCGAUUCGGCCAUUUGGCAGGCACUGUCCCCGUCUGGAUAGUUCCAUCCUCCUUCGGCCAUUCCCUCUUCGUGAGUGAGUCUUAUUUG